This is a messenger RNA of Microsporum canis CBS 113480, 1245 nucleotides long. Its product is annotated as membrane dipeptidase GliJ. NCBI's taxonomy places the organism in Eukaryota, Fungi, Ascomycota, Eurotiomycetes, Onygenales, Arthrodermataceae. The transcript is spliced from 3 exons. Gene Ontology annotation, molecular function: metallodipeptidase activity. The record is from RefSeq and is a predicted model, not a curated record. Bases 1 to 1245 code for a protein of 414 amino acids. Gene Ontology annotation, biological process: proteolysis.
AUGGAGAAGAAGACGAUCCAAGGAGAGCUGGACAUAGAGCAGCAUCGAGAGCUGCCGGGACGGGCUGGAUGGCGUGUCAUGGCCCUGCGUCUUGCCCAGUUGCUCUGUUUGACGGGAGCACUCUAUGCCUGUGUCUCCUAUGGCCGUCUGGGCCGUGAAAACAGAGCCAUCGACGUGGAUCGAUUGAUGCAAGAGUCUCCGUUGAUAGAUACACACGAUGACUUCCCCGAGUUCAUCCGUUCGAUGUACGGAAACGACAUCUACCAGAAGAACUUCACCGUUAAGGACGGCCUCCCCUUGCAUGUUGACUUCCCCAGGCUUCGUAAGGGCCGUGUAGGGGCUCAGUUCUGGAGUGUUUAUGUUGACUGUCCAAAAGUAUCAGACAAAUAUGAUGACUCGGUCUACUCGAAGAAUGUCCAUGAUACAUUCCAGCAGAUAGACCUGGUGCAGCGUCUCAUCCAGGAAUAUCCAGAUACCCUCAUAGGCGCCCUGACGGCAGAAGACGUGAGGCGCAACUUCGUCCAGUCUCCCGGCAAGAUCUCAAGCUUGAUGGGCAUCGAAGGCCUUCAUCAGAUCGGAAACAGUGCAAGCAUCCUUCGAGCAUACUACAAUCUCGGAGUCAGAUACGCUACCCUCACCCAUUUUUGCCACAACAAGUACGCUGACAGCGAACACCCUGCCAAACCUCUCCACGGCGGCCUGUCAGAUGCAGGAAAGGAACUCGUUCUGGAGAUGAACCGUAUAGGGAUGAUGGUCGAUAUCUCGCAUACCAGCGCAGACACGCAGCGUGACGCACUGAAGGCGUCUCGUGCACCCGUCAUAUUCUCACACUCCAAUGCAUUUGCUCUCUGCAAACACACUAGAAACGCACCGGAUGAUGUGCUACACAUGCUAAAGGAUAACAGGGGUGUCAUUAUGGUGACUUUCUUGCCAGCAUAUGUGAAUAUAUCGGGUAAGGCCAGUCUGUCUGAUGUUGCCGAUCAUAUUCAGUAUAUCGGAGAUUUGAUCGGCUACCAGCAUGUUGGAAUCGGCUCCGAUUUCGAUGGUAUGGGUAGCGUUCCGGAGGGCCUUGAGGAUGUCUCUCAUUAUCCCGAUUUGAUUCAGGAGCUGGUCAACCGUGGCGUCAGUGUCGAAGAUAUCAAGGAUGUGAUGGGAAGAAACAUCCUUAGAGUCCUGGAGGAAGGUGAAAGAGUAGCGGCAAAGCUAUCCAAGUGUGUGAAGCCUCUUCAGGACCAUAUUGAGUAA